This is a messenger RNA of Daphnia pulex (common water flea), 1507 nucleotides long. Its product is annotated as angio-associated migratory cell protein-like. Gene Ontology annotation, molecular function: protein binding. The transcript is spliced from 8 exons. Bases 16 to 1314 code for a protein of 432 amino acids. Lineage: Eukaryota; Metazoa; Arthropoda; Branchiopoda; Diplostraca; Daphniidae. The record is from RefSeq and is a predicted model, not a curated record.
GCACUGAUAUAUCGAAUGCACGUGCUUGGAAUAUUUCGUCAACAUCGUCAAUAUCACAUGGGUGAAACCAAUACCCCUCCUGUUUCUCCACGUGAUCAAGAGCCCAAUGAUUCUGAUGAAGAAAUUGUCGGAAACCAGAACGAAGAUGAAGACUUUGAAGUGAUUGAAGUCUAUGAAGAAGAUAUUGAAAAUGAAGAGGGAGCAGAAGGUGAGGAUGGUGAAAAUGAAGCAGAAGGUGAAGAUGGAAUGGAAGAACUAGACAUACCCGAUGAUGCUUUAUUAACAUUCAAGCAACAUACUGGUUCAGUGUUUUGUUGUUCUUUCGAACCCAAGGAAAGUAAACUGGUUGUGUCGGGUGGAGAGGACGACAAAGCAUAUGUGUGGAAUAUCACAGAUGGCCAGGUUCUUUUUGAAUGUACAAAUCAUCAAGACUCUGUCACCUGCGCACUUUUUAGUCAUGACGGUUGCUACGUCGCCACAGCUGAUAUGGCCGGCUUAAUCCAAGUUUGGAAGGUGGCAACCAAAUCUGUCGUUUGGACAUUUGAAACGGGAGAUUUAACUUGGAUAGAUUGGCACCCAGCAUCCCAUAUUUUAUUUGCUGGUACUGACGCAGGAGACACUUGGAUGUGGAAAAUUCCGUCUGGAGAUUGUAAAACUUUACCCGGUCAUGGAGAGAGGAACGAAUGUGGCAAAAUUCUUCCAGAUGGUAGGCGGAUAGCUGUUGGCUACGUUGACGGUUCGGUGAAAGUGUUUGAUUUGAAAACCUUGGCUGUUCUUCAGCACUCAAAUGGAGGACAAACUCACACGAAUGGUGUUUCCUCGAUCGAUUGUCAUCGCGACAAUAACUUGAUUGUCUCCGGAUCUUUUGAUUCUACAGCCAAACUAUACAACAGUCAAACUGGCAAACUUUUGUGCACCUUGUCCUGCGUGGGCGUUGGUGGUUCUGAAGAUCAGAGCUCAGUCGAAGCAGUUUCGUUUUGUCCUGAAACAUCCGUGAACCUCGUCGUCACAGGCACGCUGAGCGGGAAAAUCAGUUGUUGGGACAUACCAACUCAAAUCGAAAGGCAGUCGUACGAUCAGUCAGCAGGAGUCGUGAAGCUCGUGUGGCAUCCCAAACACACGCAUCUACUCUUCUCCGCUGGUCUGGACGGCGUGGUCCGUUUGAUUGACUCUAGAAGUGGUACCCUGGUGCGCGAGUACAGAGGCCACACGGCCGACCUAUUAGACAUUUCCGUGUCCUUCGAUGGUUACCAUCUGGUUACGUCGUCGGACGACCAAACUUGUCGAGUAUUUGAAGUGAACGUUGACCAUUGAGAGUUGUGUGCCUUUGAACCAUCGCCAACUGCUUCCUCAUCCAUCGUGACCGAAGAUUCUCGGUUUGACAGUUAUUCACCCGUGCUCUUUUGGUAUCCAAGUUUGUUUGUUUGUUUUUUCAAUCUCUCGGCUUGUUAUGUAAUUAUCGAAAGAAAAGACUGAAGAGGAAGAAAUCCAUCUCAAUUGAAAAAUU